UGUGUGUGCACUGGGAGGGUUUUCCUUGAAGUGGGAGACAGGGGAAGGAAGUGUGGAGAUUUAUGGCAGUCUUUUUGUACAACAUGUGUAGUAUUUGUAUAUAUUAAGAAUGUGAGAAGGAACAGGAUGACAUUUUUUGGUCUAUUCAUUAAGAAGAGAUCAAACAUAUCAGAUAAUGAAUGUAAUUAUAUUAAUCUGGAACAUUGCGAUAUGUGUGACAGGAAAUGCAUUGCACACUUAUUUGGUCUUUUUUUGCCAGGACUCUGGUUAAAACUAGCACACUAUAUGGGGAAUAGGGUGCCAUUUUGGACACGGGGUAGGUGUUAGGGAGUUGAUCUGUUUUUUGCGAAAACACACUCCACUCAACACGGACUCCAACAGCUGAUGGAUUGGCUGGCUAGGUGUCUCUGUGGAGAGAGUUAAACACAACAGGAAAAGUCAUCAUUCUGCUGGGGCAUUUUUCCCUGAGAGGAGGGUGUCUGAACAGUCAAGCUCAGAUCUCACUAUCUCAGCCCUCAGCCUGUUAUUUUACCAAAUGCUUUUCUUCGUUCCUAUUCGCUGGAAACACUUCACCAAGAAAGUAUACGCUGUCUCCAAGUUUGUUGAACAUUGAGCAUUUUUAAAACAUAUAAUCUCUAAAAUAAUAUACUAGCCAACGGUAUAUAAACCAACAAUGCAAAAUUGUUUCCUUUUUCAAAGUUAAAUAUCAUUGUAAAAUGUGUUAUAUAUACUAGGUCUAUGUGAAUGUCAUAGCCUACUCAAUAUUGUGUGUAGAGGAAAAUAAAGUUAUUGUACUAUGAUUAAGCAAUAAGGCAGAGGGGUUGUGGUAUAUGGCCAAUAUACCGCCGCUAAUGGGUGUUCUUAUGCACCACGCAACGCAGAGUACCUGGACAUAGCCCUUUACCAUGGUAUAUUGGCAAUGUACCACAAACCCCCGAGGUGCCUUAUUGCUAUUAUAAAUUGGUUACCAGCCUAAUUACAGCAGUAAAAAUAAACCUUUGGUCAUACCAGUGGUACAAGGUCUUAUAUACAACAGCUUUCUGCCAAUCAGCAUUUAGGGCUCAAGGAUGGGGGCAUAAUAAUAGGUCUACACAAUAGGCUGUCGCUGAUUCUUUAAGCCAUACUGGGAAUCCCCCUUGGAGGGUCCCCAUCACAGGUUGUGGUAAGCACACGAGCAAUGGUUGUGGGACAAAACACAGUAAACGGAAGGUAUUGUCAAUCUGAAUUCACGUCCGGAUUUCACGAAGUCGGCGGUGACAUCGCUGGAUUUCGACCAAGGCUAGAACUGUCACUUUCACUAGAGCCCACGUUUGGCUUCUUGAUCUGUGAUAGGCCGGUAUUGCUGUUGGGAAGAUCCGCUGGUAUGAGCUAACAUGGAAACCAAACCAUUCCUUUCUUUUGGCUUCCUCAAGAGCCAGUGCUCGAUAGCCCCACCUCCUCAGCGAUGGUGUCCGGGGGAGACGGGCGGCUCGCCCACAGCAUGCUUGUGCUUCACAGGCAUUUGCCCACUUCACCAGCACAGGAGACCCACAGACCCCUCCGGUCAGCUGUCCUCACCAUCGCUCAGCUCACACCACGCCCAUAGGGGAAUGGGUGCUCACCCCUUGCACCCAUCUCUGCUCAUCCCGUCCUCUGUGAGCUCCUCAGGCCCUCCACACUCACCCAUCUGCACGCUGAGCUCGCCCAUCACCAGCCUGGCUUUGCCCUUUUCUGUCAGCAGCCGCCCAGCGGGACACCACUCUACCUCCUCCAGCAUGGGCAUCAGCCCGCAGCUCAGCUUCCCAGUGAUCUCCAGUGGCAGCAGCAUUAUCAGCACAGAGGACAUCAAACCCCCACUGGGCCGAAACAGAGUGCUAAAGAUUCCUGCUCAGCCCACAUGCACCUGUCUCUCCCUUAACAAACACAUCUGUGCCAUCUGUGGAGACCGCGCCUCAGGUAAACACUAUGGAGUAUAUAGCUGUGAAGGUUGCAAGGGCUUCUUCAAGAGAACAGUGAGGAAAGAGCUGAUGUAUACCUGUCGAGACAACAAGGACUGUCUGAUUGACAAGCGCCAACGCAACCGAUGUCAGUACUGCCGCUACCAGAAGUGUCUGGCCAUGGGCAUGAAGAGAGAAGCUGUGCAGGACGAGCGCCAGAGAGCUAAGGAGAGGCGCGAGAGUGAGGCGGACUCGUUAGGUUGUGCUAAUGAGGACAUGCCUGUGGAGAGGAUAGAGGAGGCAGAGCUCGCCGUGGAGCCAAAGACCAAGACAUACAUCAAGGGGAGCCUGGGCGUGCCCACCAACUCACCCAAUGACCCUGUGACCAAUAUAUGCCAGGCAACAGACAAGCAGCUCUUUACCUUGGUGGAGUGGGCCAAGAUGAUCCCCCACUUCUCAGAGCUGGCCCUGGACGACCAGGUCAUCCUCCUAAGAGCAGGGUGGAAUGAGCUCCUCAUAGCUUCUUUCUCCCAUCGCUCCAUCACUGUGAACGACAGCAUUCUGCUGGCAAACGGACUCCAAGUGCAUCGCAACAGCGCCCACACUGCAGGGGUGGGGGCCAUCUUUGACAGAGUGCUGACUGAGCUGGUGUCUAAAAUGCGAGACAUGCAGAUGGACAAAUCUGAGUUAGGGUGCCUUCGAGCCAUCGUUCUCUUCAACCCAGACUCCAAAGGCUUGUCAAACCCAGGGGAGGUUGAGACUCUCAGAGAAGGGGUGUAUGCUUCACUGGAGGCAUACUGUAAACACAAAUACCCCGACCAACCAGGAAGGUACUGGUCAUUGUUUGGUCAUCACCAAAUAUUUGAUGAACCUACUUCUACGAUUUGCCAAACUGUUACUUCGAUUGCCAGCCCUACGUUCCAUUGGCCUCAAGUUUCUCGAGCACCUGUUCUUCUUCAAACUGAUAGGGGAUACACCCGUUGACACAUUCCUCACGGAAAUGUUGGAAGCUCCACACCAAAUGACGAAACAGCACUGCAGUUAAAGACUGUCUGUCCAAUACUUGCCUCAAAACGAAGAGAACUGGUAAUUUGCCUGAUUGACAGACUAAGUUUGAACACAAGAACUAGUGGACAGCAAACCUAUGGCUUUGUUUAAUGUACAGUAGGUGUAUUUAUCAUAGUUUUGUGUCAAAGAGAAAUGUCUUGAAGAUAAGGGCCAGAGUCUGCAACAACUCAAAGCAUGAGACCUUUUUCACAAUGAAUGAUAAUGUCUUCUCGCUUCAGAUUCAACACUGAACAUUGUCAUAACUGAUCAAGACUCCGUGCCACAAACCAGCGACCUCAUCAUCCUCCUGCCUUAGACAGGUCUACCUCUUGUAGUCAUUCUCAUAUUCUGUGAUAAUAACAACAUGAUCCGGCAAAACUCAUUGUCUAGGAUUAUCUCCUGUUAAACAUGUAACCCCCACCUCAGUCUCUCGUAGUUGGUCUUCUCCUCCUCAACGAGCAUGUUCUCAUGUGACUAUAUACGGCAGACAUGAGGGUAAUGCAUUUUUAACUGGAACCCCUUGACAGGGAAAAUGGUUCAGGUAACUUCAGCUCAAAACCAAAGGUAUUUUUUCUACUCCUAGCACUUAACUUUGUCAAGCAGAGAAUGGCUCCAGUCAGUAGCUCACUGUGAGGACAGAGGAGGCUGAUGGGAGGAGCUAUAGGAGGACGGGCUCAUUGUAAUGGCUGGAAUGAAAUAAAUGGAAUGGUAUCAAACACAUCAACCAUAUGGAAACCUCAUGUUUGACUCCGUUCCAUUUAUUCCAUUCUAUUAUAAUGAGCCCAUCCUCCUAUAGCUCAUCUCACCAGCCUCCACUGUAUGACUAGCAUGCAAAUGUAGUGGGGAGGAUCAAUAAAGGGGUCAGUCUUCACUAAUGAUAAUUCACAUAUCAACAUGUAGUGCUCUUUUCUGUAUUGCUAUGGGGGUUUUAUGCUGCUGCUGUUUGCUUUGUGUCGGUAUUUCCAAAGAGUAGCAGUGGUAAACAUCUUCCAAUGUAUAGAAUGAUGCGUCGGUGUGUAGGUCAGUGUUUCCCAACACCAGUUCACGAGUACCCCCAACAGCAAACAUUUUUGUUGUAGCCCCAGACAAACUCACCUGAUUCAACUCAUUGAUGGCCUGAUGAUUCGUUGACAAGUAGAAUCAGGUGUGCUUGUUUGGGGCAACAACAAUGUUUACUGGUAGGGGUACUGGAGGAAUGGAGUUGGGAAACCCUGGUGUAGGGGACUGUCUGUAAGUGACUCUCUGUAGUGUCUGAGAGAUAUAAUACACACAUAAGGUCUCUGCCGCCAACUGGUGCAUCACACAAAAGUAAUGCAACUGUCCAAGUACAUUAGGACAUGAGAAGAUAGCAGUGUUGUAAUUACUCAUUGCUACAAUGUGUUACAAUGUUACUUACAGCAGUAACCCUAUCCAUAACUCCUAAACCUAACCAAUCCUAUCGUACAUUAUUCAAGUGUAAUACUGGGUAAGUGCAAUACUUGUUAGACUGUAAUACCAGGAAUAAUUACACUGUGAUAAGGGCACUGAAAUUUAAAUUCUAACCCACAUUUCCCAGCCCAUGUAUAACAGAAGACAGACAAGAGAAUAAUGAUUGAUGAGAUCAAAAGAUGGCAGAGAAUUUUUAAGAAUUGUUUCAGUCAGAAGUACAAUAUUCAGGUAGAGCAGCCAGGAAUAUUUUUGGAACCUCAGAUUUACUUUAAUUGUAUUUAUUUUAACCUUUAUUUGAUCAGGGAGUCCUACUGAGACCAAGAGCCCUGAAUAACAGAAAUUCAAAAAUUCAAGCAGAAAGAAAAUACAGUUAUAAAAAACUGUUCAUUUAAAAAUGAAAUAACCACCAAUAAAUGAACAAUAGCAGCUAACAUAGCCUGCAUCUCGUUCAACCACGUUUUUUAAAGCAGAUCUAUUAGUUCGUAUUUUAGCGUCAUCAUUGCUUACUGAGCCACUCAGGACUAGUGUAUUUAGGAUGAACAAUAAUCUUGUUUUGUUUUCCUAAUUUAAAACAUGGCAACAUGUCGUUUAAAGGGGCAAUCUACAUCCAUUUUUGGUAUUUAAAGAUAAUGAUAUAUAGCCAUUGAAUAUUGAAGAAUAUAGGUUAUGAAGGUGUCAUGAGCUCAGUUCAACUGUCUUACUCCACCAAACUGUUGUUUACUGGGAAGUAAACCAAGAACAAAUGUAGUUCAAAGGGAUGUUUAAUGAUUUAUUUAUUCACUGUCUUUAUUUGACCUGUUCUGUUUAGAGAGCAUGUAUUACUGGCUUACCUGAGCAGAAAACUCGCUGCAGACCUGGCUACAUUUACACAUGCUGCUCUAGGCCAGUUAUAGCUGAUGUCACAUUUUGCAAUGCACCCAUUCAACCCAAUGCACCCAUGAUGUCCAUUCCCCAAUGAUGUGUAGUUUUAAAUCAUGUGUUUGCCAUGUCUUGUACAACUUGUUUGUUUUUAUAAUAUAAUACAAAUAUUAAUGGUGUUAGCUAUAAAGGUGGCAAGGUGUGAAUACACUAUUCUGAUGGCCUUUUCUGCCUGUGCAAAUAGGAAGUUUAUCAUCAGCUUGUACUUCACUGUUACUUAUUAAAGGCCUGGAAGCUUUUCAAUAGUAAAACUUUUCUUAUGAUACUUAUUUAAACAGAGGACCCAAUCAUGUGUAGGGUACAGCCUCUGUCAGCACAGUGUCUAGGGUACACUGUUUAAAUAAGUAUCAUAUGAAAUGUUUUUCUAUUGAAAAGCUACAUGCUAACUAUCUGUAA
Messenger RNA from Salvelinus fontinalis (brook trout), 5705 nucleotides. Its product is annotated as retinoic acid receptor RXR-alpha-B-like. Lineage: Eukaryota; Metazoa; Chordata; Actinopteri; Salmoniformes; Salmonidae. The coding region runs from base 1374 to 2900 and encodes 508 amino acids. Gene Ontology annotation, biological process: positive regulation of transcription by RNA polymerase II; anatomical structure development; cell differentiation. The record is from RefSeq and is a predicted model, not a curated record. Gene Ontology annotation, molecular function: nuclear receptor activity; nuclear steroid receptor activity; retinoic acid-responsive element binding. Gene Ontology annotation, cellular component: RNA polymerase II transcription regulator complex; nucleus. The transcript is spliced from 11 exons.